Molecule: messenger RNA, 330 nt
Organism: Cylicocyclus nassatus
Lineage: Eukaryota; Metazoa; Nematoda; Chromadorea; Rhabditida; Strongylidae
Source: the annotation of a GenBank genome assembly
AUGUUCACCAACGGAAAUGGAGGAUCUGCCCGUCAAACAGCCUGGAAAGCGGAGCUGGAAAUCCGCGAAGCAGCAAGGGAAGCUGUGCGAAACUCCUCCUUGCCAACCAUGGAGGAUCUUGUCCGGAGCAUUAGUCCGGCAUAUACGCCAUCCUCCGGGAGAGCUUCGGUUGAACCCAUGACAGUGUCCAGUGCUGCCACAAGGGCUGAGCUACAUAUGACUCAGUCCCUAGAAAGGAUAGAACAACUGGAAGAGCAGUUCCGCACGGGCGCCAAAUACAGGCUGUGCAACGGAGCAGCGGCUGUGGGACAACCGCUUCAAGAAGGCUGA